Molecule: messenger RNA, 1779 nt
Organism: Lampris incognitus (smalleye Pacific opah)
Lineage: Eukaryota; Metazoa; Chordata; Actinopteri; Lampriformes; Lampridae
Gene: slc6a4b
Product: solute carrier family 6 member 4b
Exons: 13
Coding region: 1-1779 (592 amino acids)
Biological process (GO): sodium ion transmembrane transport; serotonin uptake
Cellular component (GO): neuron projection; membrane
Molecular function (GO): serotonin binding; serotonin:sodium:chloride symporter activity
Source: RefSeq, a predicted model, not a curated record
AUGUCCGGAAAAGAGGCAGCGGCGGCAGCGGGGAACCCGAGCGGUCAGGGUUCCCCUCACCCCGGCUACAACAACUCCGCUGUCCCGGUCCCGGUCCUCACCCAGACCGACUCCAGAGACAAGUGGAGCAAAAAGAUGGACUUUCUCCUCUCUGUCAUUGGCUUUGCAGUAGAUCUGGGAAACGUUUGGAGAUUUCCAUACAUUUGUUACCAAAACGGUGGAGGGGCUUUUCUUAUUCCCUACAUUUUGAUGGCCAUCUUCGGUGGCGUCCCACUAUUUUACAUGGAGCUGGCACUAGGACAAUUCCACAGAACCGGAGCCAUAUCUAUAUGGAAACACAUCUGUCCCAUUUUCAAAGGUAUAGGGUACGCGAUUUGCAUCAUUGCCCUUUACGUGUCCUUCUACUACAACACCAUCAUCGCCUGGGCCCUCUUCUACUUCUACUCCUCUUUCUCAAGUGUCUUGCCUUGGACAAACUGUGACAACGUGUGGAACACCCCUGACUGCACCAAUUACUUUGGCAUACACAACGUCACCUGGACCAACUCCUCCAGGUCUCCAGCAGAGGAGUUUUACACGAGAAAUGUUCUUGAGAUCCACAAGUCCUCAGGGCUGCGUAACGUUGGGGGUGUUCGCUGGCAGCUGAUGCUCUGCCUUUUUCUCAUCUUCACCAUAGUUUAUUUCAGCCUCUGGAAGGGGGUGAAAACUUCAGGCAAGGUCGUGUGGGUGACUGCAACCUUGCCCUACGUGGUGCUGUUUGUUCUGCUGAUCCGUGGCGCCACGCUGCCAGGGGCCUGGAGAGGUGUAGUGUUUUAUCUCAAACCGCAGUGGGGGAAGCUCCUUGAAACCAGCGUGUGGGUAGAUGCUGCCGCUCAAAUAUUCUUCUCUUUGGGGCCCGGAUUUGGGGUGCUGCUGGCCCUCUCCAGCUACAACCCAUUCACAAACAACUGCUAUCGUGAUGCCAUUGUGACCAGCUUGGUGAACUGUCUGACAAGCUUUGUGUCAGGCUUUGUGAUCUUCACCGUGCUGGGCUACAUGGCGGAGAUGAGACAAGUGGAGGUGGAGGAUGUGGCCAGGGAUAAAGGCCCGAGUCUACUUUUCAUCACCUACCCAGAGGCCAUCGCCAAUAUGAUGGGCUCCACCUUUUUUGCCGUUAUAUUUUUUGUGAUGAUGAUCACCUUGGGCCUGGACAGCACGUUUGGUGGACUGGAGGCGAUCAUCACUGCUGUACUGGACGAAUACCCAGAUUAUCUCUCACACAGACGGGAGCUUUUUGUUCUGGGUUUGGUAGUUGUCUGUUUUUUGGGCUCUUUAAGCACCCUUACUCAUGGCGGGGCUUAUGUAGUGAAGCUGCUUGAGGAGUUUGGGGUUGGAUGCUCCAUCAUCGCUGUGGGUUUUCUCGAGGCCAUUGCUGUCUCUUGGUUCUAUGGUAUUAAAAGGUUUAGUAAUGACAUCCAAGCCAUGUUGGGCAAAGCUCCUGGAUUAUUCUGGAAGGUGUGCUGGGUUGCCAUCAGUCCGGCGUUUUUAGCGUACAUCAUCGUGAGCUCCCUGCUGAAAGCUCCACCGCUUACCCUGUUCGACUAUGAGUAUCCUGAUUGGAGCAUCACAGUGGGCUAUGUCAUUGGCUUGUCAUCCUUCAUGUGGAUCCCAAUCUACAUGGUCUACAAGCUAGUAUGGACACCGGGGUCUCUCAAACAGCGUCUGGCGGUAUGUCUGAGACCAGAGAGGAUUGUGUUAGACAUCCACACAGAGAGCCUCAACAUGGCCCCUGUGCCAUAG